Molecule: messenger RNA, 2279 nt
Organism: Chara braunii
Lineage: Eukaryota; Viridiplantae; Streptophyta; Charophyceae; Charales; Characeae
Source: the annotation of a GenBank genome assembly
CUUCAGACUUCGGGCACGACAGUGCAUGCCACUGCUCACUCGAUCACAGACCAAGGCCAUGAACCAGAAGGCGGGAGAAUCCCUCCUGGCCUAUGAGGAACGCCUGGCUGCAUUCAUCCAGGAGGCCAACGAUAGGGCCGCCGCCGCGGCCAAGGAACGGAACCGGAUUGAGCAAGAAGAGGAGACCAAGCGACAGCAGGAGGAACAGGACCGACUUCGUCAAGAGGAGGCAGACCUGCAGGCUGCAGUUGAACACCGGUCAUGCCAACGGGAACGACUGUUCACGCGGGAGACCGCAAUCGGUGACGAAACCGCACAAUGGGUGGAAAUGGCAUCUGCGGACGAGGCCUCGGAGACCGACAAAGGGCUGUCAGCCGUUGCGCAGAUCUCCCACGACCUCGUGGCCACCUGCACUCUGCAGCAGGAGGAAAUUCUUCGCCUGCAGCAGACAGUGGACCAGAUGCUUGUACGGCUGCAACAGCCAGUCGCUGCAGCAGCCGCAGGGCCUUCCAACCUUGCCACCCGUGCUCAACCCGGUACAAAGCCAACCGCGGACAAGAUUCAAGCCAUCCAGGAGUGGCCCGAGUCGAGGAACGUGACGGACGUCCGAUCCUUUCUCGGCUUGGCCGGUUAUUAUCAGCGCUUCAUCAAGGGUUCCUCGAAGAUUGCGGCCAACCUAAGCAAGUUACAAAGCGAGGAGCGGCCUUUUGACUUCGACGACGACGCGCGUCGUUCUUUUGAAACACUCAAAGCGGCACUCUUAUCCCCCGAGGUGUUACAUAUUUACGACCCGCUUCUAGCUACGCGCGUCACUACCGAUGCGUCGGGCAAUGGCAUUGGGGCCGUCCUUGAGCAGCACGAUGGCACGGACUGGCACCCGGUCGAGUACUUUAGCAAGAAAGUGUCUCCCGUGCAUUCGAUCGACGACGCACGAAAGAAGGAGUUUCUUGCCUUCGUCCACACCCUCAAGCGUUGGCGGCAUUUCCUCCUUGGUCGGCAAGCAUUCCGAUGGGUAACGGAUAACAAUCCGUUGGUAUUCUACAAGUCACAAGACACGAUUAAUAGUGCCAUUGCCCGUUGGAUGGCUUUCAUCAACCAGUUUGACUUUUUCCCCGAUCACAUUCCCGGGAAGUCAAACCGUUUUGCGGACGCCCUCUCACGGCGACCGGAUCUUUGCACCGCAGUCUACUCUACCUUCGAGAUUGACGACGACUUGCGGGAGAGYUUCAUCCGCGGCUAUCAAGCCGACCCCCACUUUCGCAACAAGUACGCGAAUUGCUCCUCUCCGAAUCCGGUGCCUUUGCAUUAUCGGAUCCAAGAGGGCUACUUACUUGUGCAUUCACGGGGUCAGGAUCUUCUUUGUGUGCUGAGUGAUUCACACUUGCGCACACGGCUUCUUGGCGAGUUUCACGAUGCGCCCGCCUCCGGACAUUUUGGUGUCAAYCGUACACUUGGCCGACUUCGCCAGUGGUUCUAUUGGCCCGACCUUCUCAAGGACGCCACCCGCUAUUGUGAGUCGUGCGAAGUCUGUCGGCGUUGCAAGUCCCGCAACCAUCGUCCGUUCGGCGAGCUACACCCACUACCAGUUCCCCUUGGGCGACGGAAAGCAAUUGCUAUGGAUAUCACCGGCCCCUUCCCGAAGCACAAGACCGACGUUGAUGGGAUCCUCACGAUCGUCGACCGCCUCACCAAGUACGCCAUGUUUUUGCCUUGCCGCUAUCACGCAAAGGCACCGGAGUUAGUCGAGGUCUUAUACACCGGUUGGAUUCGCUCCAAGGGCUACUCCAAGGAGAUCAUUUGCGACCAGGACACUCGCUUUCUCUCCAACUUUUGGGUCGCCCUCGUCAAGCGAUGGGGCUCAUCUUUGAAGCCGAGUUCGGCUCGCCACCCACAAACCGAUGGUCAAACGGAAAGUGCGCAUCAGACCGCUCAAGUCCUUCUACGCACUCUCAUCCGCCCCGACCAGGUUGUUUGGGUUGAGCACUUGCCAGACGUUGAGUUGGCUUACAACUCAUUGAUCCAUCCGGCUAUCGGGAUGUCGCCGUUCGAGUUCGAGCAUGGUUCACCCAUCUCAUCGCCACUGGACGCCAUUUUGCCGCGCACAACCGAGAGCAACGACCAUCUUGCGUUCCUUCGUCGCAUGCAAGAGCUCCUUGUCAAGGCACGGGAUCAGAUGUCAAAGACGCAACUCGCUUCACCAGCACUUCCGCCUGCUCUACCAAGUGCCUGAAUGCCUGCCUCGUAGCCCAGCCCUUUCCUAGGGGCUCGUUGCCUCUCGU